CUGAACCUGGGCUCAGGCCCAAGAGCUUGUGAAAUCCACAGACCCCCUCUCAAAUCUUUGCGAUCGUUGUUUCUUUAGCUUCGUACCCGUCCCUCUCGCUCUCAUCGUCCGCGACAUCAAUUUUCACGAAAGAGGUAGAAGUUACAAAGAUGGACAUAAUUUCCCAAUUACAAGAACAAGUCAAUGCAAUUGCAGCUGAUGCCUUUAAUACUUUUGGGGCACUGCAGAGGGAUUCUCCUUCUGUUCGACUGUCUCCUAAUUAUCCUGAGCCACCACCAGCUAAUCCUACAGAAGAUGCAACAAGUUUUGCUGAGCAACCCAAGAUUAUGAGUGCUGCUCUGGUAAAGGCUGCUAAGCAGUUUGAUGCAUUGGUUGCGGCACUUCCUUUGUCCGAGGGAGGUGAAGAGGCUCAGUUGAAAAGGAUUGCAGAGCUCCAGGCUGAAAAUGAUGCUGUUGGCCAAGAACUUGAAAAGCAACUGGAAGCUGCCGAGAAGGAAUUGAAACUUGUCCAGGAGUUGUUCGGCCAAGCUUCAGAUAACUGCUUCAACUUGAAAAGACCAGAUUAGAACUUUGUUCCGUUUGUGCUUCAUAUAGUUCUCUGUCGUCAUUUCUUUUAACAAUGUAACCGUAAUCAUGUAACAGAACCAUGAUAAUUGUAUUGUUUGAUUAGAAAGGAAGCAAUCCUUCAUUACAAGGAGCAUUUCAACUGACGUAGCCACCCAAUAUGCCAAGCCAUUCACGGCAAACAAGACUCGCCAACAAUUGCUGCUAGUGAAUAUAAAUGUAUCAUCAUCCAAUAACAAGAUAGGACAGUGUGUUAACCACGUCAAUGAAGAGAGCCAAAGAUAAAAAAA
Molecule: messenger RNA, 854 nt
Organism: Tripterygium wilfordii
Lineage: Eukaryota; Viridiplantae; Streptophyta; Magnoliopsida; Celastrales; Celastraceae
Product: mediator of RNA polymerase II transcription subunit 21
Exons: 5
Coding region: 150-566 (138 amino acids)
Biological process (GO): regulation of transcription by RNA polymerase II
Cellular component (GO): mediator complex
Molecular function (GO): transcription coregulator activity
Source: RefSeq, a predicted model, not a curated record